Pyrus x bretschneideri (Chinese white pear) is the source of this 817-nucleotide messenger RNA. RefSeq lists its product as uncharacterized. NCBI's taxonomy places the organism in Eukaryota, Viridiplantae, Streptophyta, Magnoliopsida, Rosales, Rosaceae. Gene Ontology annotation, biological process: vesicle-mediated transport; endoplasmic reticulum organization. The record is from RefSeq and is a predicted model, not a curated record. Gene Ontology annotation, cellular component: endoplasmic reticulum membrane. The transcript is spliced from 6 exons. Bases 76 to 594 code for a protein of 172 amino acids.
UCCUUUUUUUUUUUUUUCGGACAUCGAAAGCUCAAAACCCCUCUCAGUUCGAGAUCGACGACGAAGAAGACGAAGAUGCAGCAAAGAAAACCAGCGUCAGGAAGGCCUACUGGAACAGAUGGCUCAGAUUUCAACUACCGCAUGGUGGUUGACUCUCGGUAUCAGAAGGUAGCUAAAGGGAAGUCUCGUCUGUACUCUCUUAUUCUAACUCAGGCCGUCAUUCAAUUGACAGGAGUCCUUUAUGCUUUUCUGUUUACAUCAGAUGGGGAAGGUCCAAAUGUGAUUGCCAUCUCAUCUGUUGCUAUUGGUUCUAUUUCUUUGAUAAUCGGGGAGUUGGGUCGAAGGCGCAGCCGAGUGUCUUUGUUGAAAGUGUACAUGGUCGCAUCAUCUAUUGGAAUACUUCUCUCCAUUGCUUGUGUUGCUAAGGGAAGUUUAACACUAGCGGUUUUGCAAAAUUCAAGUAACUGGGAAACAAAGAAAUUUGAACUUGUCGAGGCCACUCGCACUGUAAUUGCAUUCCUGGUUCAAAUAUUUGCAAUCAGCACAACCACUUCUCUCAUCGGUAACAUGUCUCCUCCGAAAAGAGCCUCGUAGCUGCGUCCUAUAGCCACAAUCAUUCCAGUAAUUUACAAGAAUUUUUAGUGUUCAGUUUCUUUCGGGGUUCAAAUUUUGUAAUCCGAGGAAGAUAUUUUAAAAUGUUUCUAGAUUAUGGACUAUUUUGACUGGUGACCAUUUUACAUGUUUUUGAAACAAAUCAGUGACGGUAGGGAAUGUAAUUUGAUCCGUUAAUAGAAAUUGGAUGACAUAUGUUUUUCUA